Molecule: messenger RNA, 1446 nt
Organism: Rhododendron vialii
Lineage: Eukaryota; Viridiplantae; Streptophyta; Magnoliopsida; Ericales; Ericaceae
Product: MYB-like transcription factor ODO1
Exons: 2
Coding region: 126-941 (271 amino acids)
Source: RefSeq, a predicted model, not a curated record
UAUUUCUUAACAAAGUGGUGAUAGAAGAGAGAGAGAGAGAGAUCUAGAGAGAGAGCUAGAGAGAGAGAGUAAUACUUGUGGUUGGUGGCGCAUUACUAGUGUUGCAAGCUAGCUAGGUAGUAGUGAUGGGACGACAGCCUUGUUGUGAUAAGCUAGGGGUGAAGAAGGGGCCGUGGACGGCGGAGGAGGACAAGAAACUCAUCAACUUCAUUUUCACCAACGGACAAUGUUGUUGGCGCGCCGUCCCUAAGCUGGCCGGGCUGCGCCGCUGUGGGAAGAGUUGCCGGCUCCGAUGGACUAACUACCUCCGCCCUGACCUGAAGAGAGGGCUACUUACCGAAUCCGAGGAGCAAUUGGUCAUCGACCUCCAUGCUCGUCUUGGCAAUAGGUGGUCUAAAAUUGCAGCACGAUUGCCUGGAAGGACCGAUAAUGAGAUUAAGAACCAUUGGAAUACCCAUAUCAAGAAGAAGCUUCUCAAGAUGGGAAUCGAUCCCGUCACCCAUGAACCCCUCAACAAAGAAGAAACCAAGACAUCCGAAUCAUCGUCUCACUCUGAUUGUUCGCCAGACGACCAUGAUCAGCUGAAAUCACAGGAGACCAACGACAAUAAUCCUAGCUCGGAGGAAAACUCGAUAUGCUCACCAGUAGAGAAUUUUUCAAAUACCGAGUCCAAUUCGCUUAGCCUUUGCGACGAUGACCUAUUGAUGAGUUGCUUGUGGGGGGACGAAGAAAUCCCUAUAAUCGAUGAAAUAUCAUGGGAUUUUCCUGCUGCUGGACCGAACUUUAAUAGUAACAACAACGGUUCGAUUCCGUCUUGGGAUGAAACCUGUGCAUGGCUAUUGGAUUGCCAGGACUUUGGGGUUCAAGAUUUCGGUCUCGAUUGCUUCAAUGAUGUUGAAGUCAUGAACACACUAAACGCGUUAGAGGUGGACAAUAAGUAAUAAUCUGUCCGGUUGAUCGGAUUCUCUGUCUUCUAAACUUUUUAUUCCUCGUCUAUGUGAUUCACUCAAACAUGCCAGACCCGGUUAAUUGAAGUGGACUAUAUAUAAGAAUUCUGAGGACAGAGGAUCCCGCGCCUACCGGUAACCCUUGUAGGAUGAGAGGAAGUAUAAAGUUUGGAGUAAUCUUUUUCACAAGGGCGCAUGCUACAAAGUGUACCAUGUAGGCCAGCUCAAACUUUAGACCCCUGGGUGAUGACUUGUUUAUAUAUAUAAAUACAGAAAUAUUCUUGGCAGGUGGAAAAUGAAAGCCUCGAUUCUUACAGAGGUUUUCUCACCAACCAAACAAUAUCAUACCAAACCCCACUGUCAUAAUGCAACCUUGGUUAGUUUUCGUGAAGGAUGAUGUAUGUAAAAGGUAGAUGGGCUUUGUUGUUAUGUCAAGCCCUUUGUACAUUAUCUGUUCAUGUCAAAAUCAAUAAAGAGUAUUUGUUUUGUUGUUGUUUUA